Messenger RNA from Ceratotherium simum simum (southern white rhinoceros), 2207 nucleotides. RefSeq names its product ALG10 alpha-1,2-glucosyltransferase (gene ALG10). The record is from RefSeq and is a predicted model, not a curated record. Gene Ontology annotation, cellular component: endoplasmic reticulum. Lineage: Eukaryota; Metazoa; Chordata; Mammalia; Perissodactyla; Rhinocerotidae. Gene Ontology annotation, molecular function: dolichyl pyrophosphate Glc2Man9GlcNAc2 alpha-1,2-glucosyltransferase activity. Gene Ontology annotation, biological process: dolichol-linked oligosaccharide biosynthetic process; protein N-linked glycosylation.
UGCCUUCCGGCUAUGCUCAGUCCCGUCCGGCCAGUCCCGCCUUGCGCGCCCAUUUCGAGCCCGAGUUUCGAGCUCGACUUUUCGGGCUCGAGAACUCGGCCCAGAUUUCCCGGGACUGGGUUCUUGGGCAGUGGCGAUGGGGGCAGGAAUGGCGCAGCUGGAGGGUUACUACUUCUCGGCUGCCCUGAGCUGCACCUUUUUAGUGUCCUGCCUCCUCUUCUCCGCCUUCAGCCGGGCGCUGCGAGAGCCCUACAUGGACGAGAUCUUCCACCUGCCGCAGGCGCAGCGCUACUGUGAGGGCCGUUUCUCCCUUUCCCAGUGGGAUCCCAUGAUUACUACAUUACCUGGCUUAUACCUGCUGUCGGUUGGAGUCGUCAAACCUGCCAGCUGGAUCUUUGGAUGGUCGGAACAUGUUGUCUGCUCCAUUGGGAUGCUCAGAUUUGUUAAUCUUCUCUUCAGUGUGGGCAACUUCUAUUUACUAUAUUUGCUUUUCCGCAAGGUACAACCCAGACAGAAGGCUGCCUCAAGUAUCCAGAGAAUCUUGUCAACGUUAACAUUAGCAGUAUUUCCCACACUCUAUUUUUUUAACUUCCUUUAUUAUACAGAAGCAGGAUCCAUGUUUUUUACUCUUUUUGCCUAUUUGAUGUGUCUUUAUGGAAAUCAUAAGACUUCAGCCUUGCUUGGAUUUUGUGGCUUCAUGUUUCGCCAAACGAAUAUCAUCUGGGCUGUCUUUUGCGCAGGGAACAUCGUUGCACAGAAGUUAACUGAAGCUUGGAAAACUGAGCUACAAAAGAAGAAGGAAGAGAGGCUUCCUCCUAUUAAAGGACCAUUUUCAGAAUUCAGGAAAAUUCUUCAGUUUCUUUUGGCUUAUUCUAUGUCCUUUAAGAACUUGAGUAUGCUUUUUCUUUUGACUUGGCCCUACAUCCUCCUAGUGUUUAUGUUUUGUGUUUUUGUAGUAGUUAAUGGUGGAAUUGUUAUUGGCGAUCGGAGUAGUCAUGAAGCCUGUCUACAUUUUCCUCAGCUAUUCUACUUUUUCUCUUUUACUGUCUUUUUUUCUUUUCCUCACUUACUGUCUCCUAGCAAACUUAAGGCUUUUCUUCGCUUAGUUUGGAAACGUAGAAUUCAGUUCUUUGUGAUUACCUUAGUUUCUGUAUUUUUAGUUUGGAAAUUCACUUAUGUUCAUAAAUACCUACUAGCAGAUAAUAGACAUUACACAUUUUAUGUGUGGAAAAGAGUUUUUCAAAGAUAUGAAAUUGUGAGAUAUUUGUUAGUUCCAGUCUAUAUAUUUGCUGGUUGGAGUAUAGCUGACUCAUUGAAAUCAAAGUCAAUUUUCUGGAAUUUAAUGUUUUUCAUAUGCUUGUUUACUGUUACAGUACCUCAGAAAUUGCUGGAAUUCCGUUACUUCAUUUUACCUUAUGUUAUUUAUAGGCUUAACAUACCUCUGCCACCCACAUCCAGACUUCUUUGUGAGCUGGGUUGCUAUGUAAUUGUUAAUUUCCUGACUUUUUAUAUUUUUCUGAACAAGACUUUUCAGUGGCCAAAUAGUCAGGACAUUCAAAGGUUUAUGUGGUAAUAUCAGGGAUAUCUUGAACUCUAAAUAUAGACUUAUUAUUUAGACUGUUUCCACAAUGAAGAACGGAACAGGUAAAAAUUAACAGACUUUCUUUUAGGUGCAAUGGUGAUCCCCAGAUCACAUCAUAUUUUUUUGUGUUUUACACAUCAGAUAUAAGUGCUUUAAACAUAUAUAACAAAUCCAAGGAAGUUAGGUGGUAAAGAACUGAGAAAAGUUUAAGAGUUGCUCCAUAAGCCUAAAUAAUAAUGGGAAAAUAAAAUUGUUUACAGCUAUCUCAUAUCUCUCUUGAUACUGCUGGCCACUCAAAAACUUGGAAACUUUUUAUAGAUACAAGUUUAAAAAAUUGGGCAUGCUUUAUUUUAGUGGAACUUUUUUAUUCUCUUCAGAAAGCAAUAGUAGACACAUUAUUUGAAAAAUAUUUACAAAUGAUCAGAUAAUAUUCUCGAUUGAAAAUUUGCUUAACAUUUCAGUAAAUAUAAUUUUAAUCAUAAGGCAAAAUAGACUCACAUAGUAAAUGCUAUAAAUUAGAGGCUUAUCUGCAUUUAUCUAGGAAUCAAGUUGUUGAUUUUUGUUAAAAAUCUAGAAAUGAUGCUCUUUCACUAAUUCCUAAUAUGAAAUAUAUGAUGGCCAAAGA